UGUAAUUCGGUGUAUGUUCCUGCGCUGCUGCGAGACCAGAGAAGGCACCGCCCAGGAGAGAGAGAUCCGCGUCAAACAACAGCGCCACGCCGCCGCCGAGAUGGGCAAAGACGUAAGCCCACACAAACGAGAUGCAUGUGGGCGUGAGGGAGAGAGGGAGGCUGCGCAUGUGCCCAUGUGGCGCAGCACGAAUCGGUCUUUUGCUCUCUCUGCGGGUGUGAGAGAGACGUAUACUCAUCUGUGUGAGGGUCUGUGUGUGUGGCAGUUGAACGGCUCCGAGGGCGGCUACCCCGUCGGCGCCCUCCCCAUGGAGACCAGACUCUUCAUCGACAAGUCAGCCAACAGACACACACAUAAUGAUGAUGCGUGUCGGCGGGAGAGGCCUGUCUGUCUGGGUGUCUGGGUGUGUAGUGAGUUUGUGGACGAGCAUGACGGGACGCACUUCGAUACGGUCGACCCGACCAACGGCAAAGUCAUCGCCAAGAUCCAGGAGGCCGGGUGAGUUUGUUUCUAUCAGACAAGGCAAGGCACACACAUAUUAGUGUGAGGCACACACGUAUUAGUGUGUGUGGAUCUGCCUCCCGUGUGUGUGUGUGAUCAGGAAGCUGGAUGUGGAUCGUGCCGUCAAGGCGGCUGCCAAAGGUGGGCAGGCACCAGACACACAUACACGUGGGAUGUGUGUGGAUGUGUGUGUGCGAUGAAUGCACUGCAGCGUUUCCGUCGUGGAGCGAGUCGUCUGGCCCCGUUCGCGCCCAAUGUCUGCACAAACUCUCUGACCUCAUGGAAAAGCACAUCGACCAGGUCAGCACACACACACACACACAUGGAUGGAUGGACACACACACACACGUGUGUGUCGGUCUGUCUGGUUCAGUUGGCCGAGGUCGAGUCGCUGGACAACGGCAAACCCAAACACAUCGCCAAGUGAGCGACCCACCCAACACAAACAAAAGCCGACAGACACACUUGUGUGUGUGUGGCUCUCUGUCUGUCUGUCUGUGUGUGAUUGAUAGGAAUGUGGACCUUCGCCUGUGCAUCAAAAUUUACCACUACUACGCCGGAUGGGCCGAGGGCAAAACACAAGUGACUGCGUGGCCUGUGAACGGCGUGGAUCUGACAAGGUCACCAUCUGUCUGUGUGUGUGUGGUUGUGUGAUUGAUUAGGGCAAGCACAUUCCCAUCAGUUCCCUAAACGAGACGCCCGCCAACUGGCUGUGCUACCAGAGGUCAGCCACAGGGUGUGCACACUUUCAUUCGCCCGUCUGCGUGGAAGUGUUGGUGUGAUUGUCAUGUGUGCAGACGUGAGCCGGUCGGCGUGUGCGGUCAGAUCAUCCCAUGGGUAUGUGGGGGCGGGGGUCAUCGACUGAAAGGCACCACUCGAUGGGAUGGAUGCCGCUGUCUCUGUGUGCCUCAGAACUUCCCAAUGUGCAUGUUUGCCUUAAAGAUCGGACCCGCCAGUAUACACACACACUGAUAGAGGCCACGGAUCCCUGUUGAUGCUCAUGUGCGGAUGUAUGUGUGUGUGUGCCAUCAUGGCAGUGGCUGCCGGCUGCACUGUGGUCAUCAAGACCAGCGAGAAAACGCCCCUCACCGGGCUGCUCAUGGGACACCUCAUCAAGGAGGCUGGGUGA
Molecule: messenger RNA, 1630 nt
Organism: Vitrella brassicaformis
Lineage: Eukaryota; Vitrellaceae
Source: the annotation of a GenBank genome assembly